Anoplophora glabripennis (Asian longhorned beetle) is the source of this 1482-nucleotide messenger RNA. Its product is annotated as protein spaetzle. The transcript has 4 exons. Gene Ontology annotation, cellular component: extracellular region. Bases 433 to 1290 code for a protein of 285 amino acids. NCBI's taxonomy places the organism in Eukaryota, Metazoa, Arthropoda, Insecta, Coleoptera, Cerambycidae. The record is from RefSeq and is a predicted model, not a curated record. Gene Ontology annotation, biological process: central nervous system formation; regulation of Toll signaling pathway; innate immune response. Gene Ontology annotation, molecular function: growth factor activity; Toll binding.
CCGAACUGUUCUAAAACUUGUCUUUCUAGUUUUAUGGUAAAUGAUCUCAACGUGAUAAUUUCAUGAUGAUUUCAGUGAAGUGUGAGGCUGGGCUCGAUGAUAAAAGUGGCAAAAACAAAUAAAACGCCAACUUGUACAGUCGUCAUCGGUGUGGAGAAAUGGGUACAACGUAUUAGUAGUACAGCAACGAUACGUUUAGAGAGUUGUCCUGCGCCAAAUGUGAUAGUUUUCAUCAAUCGGGCAUGUUUACGUGUGUAAAAAUUUGUGCUGUGACCACGGACAGUGUCAGUUGGCAAACUGCAGCAAAUACUGUUAAAAAAACAGCUUCGAUAUGUACAAAUUGAAGUUAUCCGAUAAUUGUGCCAAGUUUUGCAUAUUACGAAAUAAAUAUUUCAUCGUAUAUAACUGUAAAAUCAGAAUAUCACUUAAAAUAUGAUACUUAGCAUAUACUGUACCUGUGUAUUGGAAUUGGUAAAUUUCGUCAGUGGUAGACCACAACAUAUGAGGCACUAUGGACAUUUCAAUAAUUUAAUUAAUGAAACAAUAGCAGGUGAUUCCUUAAGAAGACCACUUAGAGAAGCACCAGAAAUAAAGAGUAGCAACAAAACCAAAGAGGAGCGAAUUUUGAAUACAAGCAACCGAAGAGUUUCAGGCUCCAUAUCAUUUGGCGGUUUAUCUGAGCAAGACAUAAUUUUUCCCGAUUCCUUCGAACUAAUCUACGAACCCAUCCCCCGGAUAGACGGAGCCCCAAAAUGUGCGGAUGGCAGCACCUUCUGCGAAAAUUUCGACUCGUAUCCUUACCUUCAUUUGAAGGAUAUACUGAGGACACACAAGAUCAACAAAGAUUUUUUUUUCGGUGAAGAUGAAAUGCCGCCAGAACUGGAGAAGAGGAUCGGAGCAGAAGAAGAAACGUUUGUUUGCGGGGCCGUAGAUAGAAUUAUCUUCCCAAAGAUUGGCAAAAAUAAAAACAAGGAAUGGAAGUACAUCGUGAAUCAGGGCAGGGAAGAGGGUUAUGUGCAAGGAAUACGCGCUGAAACUUGCAGGCACCAAAAUGCACCUUGUGAUAUAAUUGGGGAACUUCCCGAGGGCUAUAGGACUUCGUGCAAGCAGAAAUACAUUUACAGAAGACUGAUGUCUUUGAAUGAGAACGGUACACCGGUGCCAGAUACCUUUCAGUUGCCAUCCGCUUGCUGUUGUUCAUACAAGAGAGAGGGCUUUCUUUCUAGAAUAGGCAAGGUUCAGUCAGUUAGUCCGGUUCCAAGUCAACACGAAAAAAAUGAUUCGGGAUGACCAUUUCCGUACUAACUUAUUCGUUUACUUGUUGCGGUUUUGUUGAAUAUUUCUAGCUUCAGUUUUGUUAAUUAUUUCUAAAUGGGAUGUAGAGAAGCAUUUGAAUAUAGAAUAGUUGCGCAUGUAAAUAGUAUUACAAAUUAUUUUGUAGCUAUUCGUAGCAUGUUUUGUAAAUAAUAAAUGGUGGGAAAU